Messenger RNA from Oncorhynchus nerka (sockeye salmon), 2231 nucleotides. RefSeq names its product cyclin-G2-like. Gene Ontology annotation, molecular function: cyclin-dependent protein serine/threonine kinase regulator activity. Lineage: Eukaryota; Metazoa; Chordata; Actinopteri; Salmoniformes; Salmonidae. The coding region runs from base 205 to 1299 and encodes 364 amino acids. Gene Ontology annotation, biological process: mitotic cell cycle phase transition; regulation of cyclin-dependent protein serine/threonine kinase activity. The transcript has 7 exons. Gene Ontology annotation, cellular component: cyclin-dependent protein kinase holoenzyme complex; cytoplasm; nucleus. The record is from RefSeq and is a predicted model, not a curated record.
UUUGUUGAGACAACGACCGUUCGAUCCUUCCGCAUUUCAGAUGGAAAUUAUCAACACCAACAUCAGAUGACAAUUUAGGAACUGUCUUGUUAAUUUACGUUGUAGCUAACUAAUCGAUUACACUUUGUUGUAAACGAAAUGGAAAUUUGAAUACUGAGUUACUAUAUUUUCAUAAAAUCGUCUUGUUUCAAGCGUUUGGCAAAGAUGCGGGAUCUUCAAUACCUUGACAAUGAAACAUGUUGGCUUGUCAAAGAGCUGAAGUCAAACAUUUCUCAAGAAUCAUACUUUUUACCUAGGGGAACUGGCCUGAAUAUAAUGGAGUCUGCAGCAGAGAAUCACAAUGGAGUCUCUGCAAAAUGCAGAAAUGCCAAAGUUGAAGACUUGUGGAGCCUGACCAGUUUCUUUGGUUUCAGCACCCAGACAUUUGUUCUGGCUGUCAAUCUACUGGAUAGGUUCUUAGCCAUUAUGAAGGUCCAACCUAAGCAUCUGCCUUGCAUUGGAGUCUCCUGCCUCCAUAUUGCUGCCAAAAUGGUUGAGGAUGAGUGUAACAUCUCACCCACCCAUGAACUCAUCCGCAUCAGCCAAAGCAAGUUCACUGUUUCUGACCUCAACCGAAUGGAGAAGAUAAUCUCUGGAAAACUCAACUUGGAGCUCAAAGCCGUCACAGCCUUAACCUUUUUACACUUAUACCACGCUGUCAUCGUAUCACUUACAUCAGAAAGGGAGGAGAUCCCAAGCAUUGGGAGACUGGAAGCCCAGCUAAAGGCCUGCUUAUGUCAGCUUGUUUUCUCUAAAGCAAAAGUAAGAAUUAUUCUCAGGCCAACACAAUUGUUAAAUUAUAAUUACUUUGAGUUGCAGGACCGAUAUGUUUUUUUUUUUUUGCCAUCGGUGCUGGCACUGUCUGUCGUUUGUCAGGAGUUUGAAGCCCUCCAGUCUCUUGCCAUGUUGGAAAUUGUCCAAGAUGUCCAAAGGCACCUAAAGAUUGUUGACAGUGAGUUACACUACUGGAGGGGUCUUGUGGCCAAAUGCAUGACUGAGUACCGCUCAAGUGAAUGUAACAAACCAGACAACAAAAAACUGGUGUGGAUCGUGUCCAGACGAACUGCCCAAAAUUUGCACGAUAAUAACUUCAGUGUCCCUGAACUGCCGACCAUUCCAGAGGGGAGCUGGGGUGAAAGUGAGAGUGAGGAUUCCUGUGAGGACAUGAGCUGUGAAGAGGACAGCCCGUGCAGCUCUCCUGGCAGCGACGAAAAGGGAGCCUUCUUCCCCGUAGAGUUUCGCAACCAGGGCAGAAAAUGAUACUCCCUCUUUUUGAUGAGCUCAAACUUGUGAUUGAGAUUAUGUGUAACCGGGGUGCUAAAUGUAACUUUCCCUAAAUGUAAUGUUUCCCCUUCCUUGUAGUCAUGAUUCAGGACAAAAUGGUUUCUUUCACUUGGCAUACUGUAUGUGUGACAGACUGGUAUCAAACUCAGGUUGCCUGCGAGCCUGGUUAGCCCUCUCCACUAAAGCCUUGGUGUGGACAUAAGUCUUCCUGUCUAAAGCUAGGUUACUGACGGGAGCGUAGUCCAACAAACCACCUCUGCUACAUACAUAUGUAUUCUGGAAAUACUGAACAACAGGCCCUAUCAAGUGCCUGUGUUAGUCCAUGUGCUGUUUUUAAACUUUUGUUAUGAUUUUAGAUCUGAGUGAGAUUUAAAUUGCAAUAUUUUGGCAGCUGACUGGCAAUAAGAUCUUUGAAAGCCUUUUUAAAGAUGUUGCUGGUGUCAAUCUAUGUCUAAAUUUGACACAUUCCAGGUGACAUUAAGCACAAUGGUGUAAUGAUUUUCUUCCUAGGAUGUCAAACCUGUGCACUGACUGUUUAAAUCAAUGGGAAAUACCCAACAUAUUGGUACAUUUGUGCAAAACUUUACCUGUUUUAUAGAAUAAUAUUCAUGUAAAAGUUUCCUAUACACCAUGUUAUUGUAAUGUGUUUGUAAGAUUAUAUGCAGGAUGAUACUGUAUUCUAUGAAUGGUGACUUGUAUGUAAAUGUGAUUGUGUUAGAGAAUGAUGGUGAUUGUUGUCUAUUGAGAUUCAGUACAUGUGCAACAUAUUUAUAUUUAAACAAAUAACAAUGUACAUAAAAUUAAGAAAGUUGUAUCAUGCUUUGUGAAUAGGCCAUCUUAUGUUACUGUAUAUCAACAUAUUGUUAGAAAUGAACCAAGAACCCUAAAAAUAAAAUAGUAUUUUUAAA